GCUUGGUCGCAAGGAUACCGCCGUCCAGCGUCCUGUCCCCCGUAGUACGGCGGUGCGCGGGCGCGGAGACACAGCGCAUUACUUGUGAUAAGUUUUUUGGGUCAACCAGUGAAGAUGACGGUGAAGAAGAGACCCUCGGACCUGACGAGCCUGGAGCGGUUCAACCUGUACUACCGAGAGAAGGAGGAGCCGCUGCCGAAGGGGGAACGCAUCAAGAAGUACAUCUGGAACCCCAAGACCAGGGAGUUCUGCGGCCGCACCGGAUCAAGCUGGUCGAAAAUCGCAACCUUCUACAUCGUGUUCUACUUGGUGCUGGCGAUCAUCGUGGCCAUCUGCAUGUGGACCUUCCUGCAGACCCUGGACGCGCGGCAGCCGCGGUGGCAGAUGGAGAGCUCCAUCAUCGGGACCAACCCCGGGCUGGGCUUCCGUCCCAUGCCCCCGGAAGUCGCCAGCAGCGUCAUCUGGUACCGGGGCAACGACCCCGGCAGCUACCAGUUCUGGGUGCGAGAGCUGUCCAAUUUUCUUAAAACGUACAAACGCGACGCGAACAAAUCGAUCGCCGGCCAGAACAUCCACAAUUGCGACUUCAAGCUGCCGCCGCCCGCCGGCAAGGUGUGCGACGUGGACGUCAACGCCUGGGGACCCUGCACGGAGGAGAACGGCUUCGCCUACCACAUGUCGACGCCCUGCAUCUUCCUGAAGCUCAACAAGAUCUUUGGCUGGAAGCCCGAGUUCUACAACAGUUCCGACAACCUGCCCGCCGCCAUGCCCGAAGACUUGAAAGAGCACAUCAGAAACAUGACGGCAUAUGAUAAGAAUUACCUGAACAUGGUGUGGGUGUCGUGCCAGGGGGAGAACCCGGCGGACCGCGAGAACAUCGGCCCCAUCCAGUACCUGCCGUACCGGGGAUUCCCCGGAUACUACUUCCCCUACACCAACCAAGAGGGCUACAUCAGCCCUCUCGUCGCGGUGCAUCUGCAGAGACCUAAAACCGGAAUGCUGAUCAACAUAGAGUGUCGCGCCUGGUCACACAACAUCAAGUACGACAGAGGGGAGGGCAUGGGCUCCGUGCACAUCGAGAUCAUGGUGGAGUAGACCAGCUGUAGCCGUAGCCAAUCAUAUUGUGAUAAUUGUGUGAAUGAAUAAAACUCACAUCUAAUACAA
Molecule: messenger RNA, 1164 nt
Organism: Aricia agestis (brown argus)
Lineage: Eukaryota; Metazoa; Arthropoda; Insecta; Lepidoptera; Lycaenidae
Product: sodium/potassium-transporting ATPase subunit beta-2-like
Exons: 6
Coding region: 115-1095 (326 amino acids)
Biological process (GO): sodium ion export across plasma membrane; intracellular potassium ion homeostasis; potassium ion import across plasma membrane
Cellular component (GO): sodium:potassium-exchanging ATPase complex
Molecular function (GO): ATPase activator activity
Source: RefSeq, a predicted model, not a curated record